Messenger RNA from Megalobrama amblycephala (Wuchang bream), 639 nucleotides. RefSeq names its product zinc finger protein 891-like. The record is from RefSeq and is a predicted model, not a curated record. Gene Ontology annotation, cellular component: nucleus. Bases 18 to 524 code for a protein of 168 amino acids. Lineage: Eukaryota; Metazoa; Chordata; Actinopteri; Cypriniformes; Xenocyprididae. The transcript has a single exon.
CACUGCUUACGACACACAUGAGAAUUCACACUGGAGAGAAACCGUAUACAUGCACUCAGUGUGAAAAGAGUUUCACACAAAAAGGAAACCUUAAAACACACAUGAGAGUUCACACCGGAGAAAAACCAUUCAAGUGUGAUCAAUGUGGAAAAAAGUUUAUUUCAUCAUCACAUCUAAAAGCUCACUUGAACGUUCAUUUAGAUGAGAGGCCUUAUGUUUGUUCUCUCUGUGGAAAGAGUUUUUCAUGGCUGAACAGUUUUAAACAGCACCAGAAAUCGCAUAAAGAAGUCAGAGAUUAUAUGUGCUUUGACUGCGGGAAGAGAUUUACAACAGCUGAGCAUCUGAGACAGCACCAAAGAAUUCAUACUGGAGAAAAACCUUACAAGUGCUCAUCUUGUGACAAGAAUUUUACUGUGUCUGGAAACCUGAAAAAACAUGAGCGUAUUCAUACUGGAGAGAAGCCGUACUACUGUACUCAGUGUGGGAAGAGUUUCACCCAAUCACAAUCUUGUUGCUCAUAUUAAAAAGCAUUGUUCUGUGUCACAGUGAGAAAAUGUUUUCUUCAGAUCCAACAUUUUGAAGUAAAUCAUGGGAGUUUCAAAUAAGGUUCCUUUUGUAAAGUGUUUAUAAAGGUGUUUG